UACAUCCGACAAGUACUGGCUCAAACUAAGAUAACCAUUUUUCGACAUCCGAAAGCCACGAAAAGUCGACAACAACGUUCACUUUCAUAGUUUCAGACUAAAAUCUUCCGAUUAUUGCUUCUCAUUUCUGUGCCGAUGGUCGACAAAAACGGCUGGGUUAUUUUUUUUGCUGGAUCUAUCUUCUCUCGGGGAUGUGGCUGUGAUGCGGCCUUUCUCUCUCUAUUUCUCCGCCAUCUUGAAUUUUAAUGUUUCUUUAAAAAAAAAAAAAAUGUGUUUCCUGUGAUAUUUUUUCGUUUAGGUUUGUCGUGCCAAAUUUGGAUUAGUUUGAAGGAGUUUUUAUUUCGUGAUUGUUUUUCAACAAAAUCACCGUUGUUUCAAACUCUAGACCCCAGUCUUCCCCACUCAAGAGUGUUUGUUCAUCUCGGAGACUAAAUGCAACUGGAUCAGGGGGCUUGUGGGCAUGAAGUGGCUGGGCGAAUCCAAGAACAUGGUAUUAAAUGGCAGACGACACGGAAACAAGUUGACCAGCGAGCAACAUGUGAGCCAGACUCGCUCUCAGCACUCACAGCGGGCAUCCCUGCGCCACUGCAAAAACAGAAGUCGAAGAUGUAGCCGCAGGUUUAGUGCAGCCAGUCUGGAGGCAGAGAAGCGCUAUGUGCCCACUUCAGGAAUGACUGCCAAGGAGUUGUGUGAGCAUGAUGACCUGACCACGGGCCUCAUCCUGGAUCAAUAUCUGGGUUUUCAAACUCACAAAAUGAACACCAGAUUUCGACCGAUUAAGGGACGACAAGAAGAGCUGAAGGAGAUCAUCGAGCGCUUCAAGAAACACGACAACUUGGAGAAAGCUUUCAGAGCUUUGACGACCGGAGACUGGUCCCGAAAUCUUUUUCUCCACAAGACGAAAGCUCAAGAAAAGCUCUUCAAGCAACACGUAUUUGUGUAUCUGCGGAUGUUUGCCACAGACAGCGGGUUUGAGAUUCUCCCUUGUAAUCGAUAUUCAUCAGAGCAAAAUGGAGCUAAAAUUGUGGCAACAAAGGAAUGGAAAAGAAAUGACAAGAUCGAGUACCUGGUGGGAUGCAUUGCUGAGCUUUCAGAGAGUGAAGAAAAUAUGCUGCUCCGGCACGGGGAGAAUGACUUCAGCGUCAUGUACUCAACCCGCAAGAACUGUGCGCAGCUCUGGCUGGGACCAGCUGCGUUCAUCAAUCACGAUUGUCGACCAAACUGCAAGUUUGUGUCGACGGGACGGGACACGGCCUGUGUGAAGGUUUUGAGGGACAUUGAACCAGGAGAAGAAAUCUCAUGUUAUUACGGAGACGGGUUUUUUGGGGAAAACAAUGAAUUUUGUGAAUGCUAUACAUGUGAACGACGGGGCACUGGUGCUUUCAAAUCCAAAGCUGGGCUGCCAGUGGAAGUGCCGGUGAUCAACAGCAAGUACGGGUUGCGGGAGACGGACAAGCGUCUCAACAGGCUGAAGAAGCUGGGGGAAGGAAACAGGAGCUCAGAUAGUCACUCUGUAGGCUCCCAUACCGACGUCGACUCUCAGGAAAUGCCAAAAACACAUCAAUCUGCCAGAAAAAGAACAUCUUCUUCUGGCCUGAAGUAUAAAAACAGGACUCAAUCCAGACAGACUUUGUCACGAGCCCUUACUACCUCAUGUUCAAAACAAGGUCGUGUAAACAAUAACAGGGUACCAAAGAGACUAAAAUCCCAAUCCAAGCCUUCACUAAGUAAAGUCCAGUUGCGGAGUCGCAGGAGGGGUGCAGAGCCCAAGGCGUUGGCCAAAGGAGAGACUUGCCAGCUGGGUCUCAGGGACUCAAAGGUGUCGUCGCUGUGUAAAGGUGUCACCGUGAAGAAGGAGAAGGAUGGACAGGAGCUGAUGCAGCAGACGUUAGGCCAGCGGGGCUGCCUCACCCGUCACGCUGCCAAGGAAAACAGCAAUCUACCGCACGUGCAAGGCAGUGAGGGCAGCCAGUGUUCGACGUACAGGACUCGCAGGUCCACACGGACCCUCAUAAAGGCCCAGGAAACUGCAGCAGGCGUUAAGCUGGAGCCCAGCGCCAUGGACGGCUUGAGCCCAGUCCCUGGUGGAGUGGUCAUUAAAACAGAGCCGGCUGACAUGGAGGAGUACCUCCACCACGGAGUCGGUCUAGAGCAGCCAGCGUUGGACGCCGGCUACGCUAGAAGAGGCUCGUGCUCGAGGCAGAAACGGCCGUCUCGGCUCCGGACCGAGCGGACGAUUAAAUGCGAGGACUCGUACGGCGAGCCGUUUAUGCCGGUGGCUGCUGGCCACGCUGCUAACUUCUCAGACUGCGGUAACGUGCUGCUGAGCUUCGCCGACCGGCACAGGGAUUACAACGGGGUUUCCAACGGCAGCAAAUCCCUCCGCAGGGACAAGGGUAAGAGCAGCUGCCGGUCACAGGACAAGGGGAAGAAGAAGCGUCAGAUCACACGAUACGACGCCCAGCUGAUCCUGGAGAACAACACGGGCAUCCCCAAACUGACACUCCGCCGGCGGAGGGACAGCAGCAGUAGCAAGACCAACGACGCCAACGACCCCAUUGGCUCCUCCAACCUUUCUGCCUCCACGGUCAACUCGGCCUCUUCCAGCAAAAUCAGCAUCAAGUUCAGCAAGGACCACGACAAGGACAAAGGCGGCUCGUACAUCGCCAAACUGAAUAACGGCUUUUCCCCCGUGGUCCACAGUAACUCCACCAAGCUGAAGAUCCAGCUGAAGAGGGACGACGACGCACGCAGGAUAUCCCAGUCUAAGGACCAGAUGUCCUAUAAUGGGGACAUGGGCCAGAGUCUGGAGGCCAGGAAUGGUGGACAUCGGACCCAAAAGGUCCUGGCAGAGCCGUCGUCGGACGAGGACGACGAGGAAGAGGAUGAAGACGACGAUGACGAGGACGACGACGAUGACUACUUCGACAAUGAGUUCGAAGACGAUUUCAUUCCACUUCCUCCAGCAAAGCGCCUCCGACUCAUCGUGGGUAAAGACUCCAUAGACAUCGAUAUCUCCUCCAGGAGGAGAGAGGAUCAGUCUCUGAGGCUCAAUGCAUAAGCUGUGGAGCUCAUCACUCCCCCCCACCCCACCUGUAAAUAAAGAUGACUCGCUAAUCAACUGUUGUGUUGAUGUAAAAGAAGUACAGUAAUUUAAAAACAAAAAAAAUGCUGAAAAAUUCUGAAUGAAGGUGCUGUUGACCUAAAACAAAUCUCUGUUCUUCACUUAUGUUCAACAUCGAGGUCUUAUAAAAACAAAAGCUUACUUUUACCCAUUUAAUCUGCACACUAUUCUAAAUUUAAACUGCAGUAAGUUGCCCUCUUUAUAGUUUCUGAAUAAUGUGACCGUAAGUGAAGGACGAGUAUUUGUUUUUAGUUCAACUCUUCCUUUAAGUGAAUGCACUUGUUAUAUUCAUAAUGGACAUGGAUAUUGUAGAAAGUGUACAGUAUGGUGACUAUCCCCUCUGUCUCAUAGGCAGGUUUUUAAUGAACUUUUGAUUUCUGUCUCUAGUUUGUACCUUUUUUUUGUUUUUUUUGCGUGGCGACCCACGCAGAGCGUACGGUGCGGUGUGGUUGGUCCAGAGGCAUUACAACAUCAGUCGGUUCAUUUGGAUCCAGCUGCCAUGUCGUCAUUAUCUCAGUAGUUCUCCUGCUAAAAGAACCACUUUGAAUUUCACUAAUUCAUUAACUAUCAACAUUAUUUACUGUGUAAGUUUAAUCACCCUGUUGAGUCCCGUCAGGCAACCGUAAUCCUUGAAGCAAAUCAUAUUAUUCACCUUAGAAAGACAGUUUUAUAUAUAUUUGUGUGUGUAUAUAUGUUAUGUGUUUAUCACGCACCAAAUGUUAAUGUCCUGUAGACCACUGACACAAUGUCGACACCCUGAAACGUUUGCAUUAAUACGCAUGUGGAGCUACAGCGUUUGCUUUCUGCCUGCGGUCGUUACACGUUCAUGACAUGAAUGAUGCAACGGAGUCGAACAACUUUAGUUUUUUUUUUUUCCCAGAACGCUGUAAAUAGAUUAUGUUAAUUAAGCUGCAGAGUUCCUAGAAAUAAAAGCACACACGGUGUAUUACUGUGUAAUGGAGACAUGGCACGCGUUAGUAGUUCAAAAGGUGAAUCAAACCAAAUCCAAACAUAAAGGCUACCUAAUUGCUUUUUAAACCUUUAAUCAAGAAAAGUAAUGUACAGAAAGACCGGCUCACGUCCCUUAACUGAUCAUCUGUUUCCUCACUUUUUAUUUACCUGAUCACAUUCUUUUGGGAAGUUAAGAUGUCCAACUGACACUAGAGUUUAAGGAGGAAAAAUCACAUGUGAACUGUUCUUAACUAGCGUAGAGUCAUGUAUUAUUUUCCUCUAUGGUGCUACUUUUAUUUCCUCACCGUUUCUGUCCUGUGUGACUCUUCACUGGUAGAUGGUGGCUGCAUUAACGUCAAAUUCUCUAGAAAUACACGUCUUUAUCAGUUGUGUUUGUAGCCUAUUUAAGUUGUUUUUGUUUUUAUUUACAGCUGCUUUUAUUUCAUUUUUUUUAAUUUGCAAAAGCAUGUAGAAACCCGUCUAUCCAACAGCAUUAGGUGCCUUAACGAAGAGCUUUUUGACACAUUUAGACCAAAUUUGUAACUAAUCAAUGAGUGACAAUGCUAAGCCAUCUGCUUCCCCUUUGAACUGUUGAAACACUUCAACACAAGUCCGCCGGCAGUCCUUCUGUAUAUUAUUUUAUUAUAAAUGAACUGUCCAACAGAUCAAGGGAUCAACUGAGAUUGAAUGUUAACCCACUUCUCCUUGUGUUAAUGUGUACUGUUCAUAUCACCAGCAGCUCAUCACCGUUCUGAUCCUGGCUCAGUCUGUCCUUCCCCUCUGUUGGACGUCUUCAUCCUACACUGUAAACUGUUCCAGGUGUUCGUCUGUGUGCUCUUUGUCCGAUAGACAGCUGUCAACAUUUACAAUUGAUCCAAAAAGUUUUUUAAAAAAAAACUUCAAAAAAAAGCAAAACAAAUGUGAAUAGUUUGCGGAUAUUUUAGCGAGUUUGCGUCGGUAGUGGGAAACGUAAAGAGAAUUAAAAAUGGACAGUGCAUAUAUUGUCCGAUAUGUAAAUCAUGUGAACACAUCUUGUACUUAUUUAACAGUUUUGAAUACUUGAAAACUAUAUAAAGUUUCUUUGUGACUCUU
Messenger RNA from Anarrhichthys ocellatus (wolf-eel), 5167 nucleotides. It is a transcript of the gene kmt5b, whose product is annotated as lysine methyltransferase 5B. Bases 461 to 3061 code for a protein of 866 amino acids. Gene Ontology annotation, molecular function: histone H4K20 methyltransferase activity; protein binding. Lineage: Eukaryota; Metazoa; Chordata; Actinopteri; Perciformes; Anarhichadidae. Gene Ontology annotation, cellular component: nucleus. The record is from RefSeq and is a predicted model, not a curated record. The transcript is spliced from 10 exons.